Messenger RNA from Rasamsonia emersonii CBS 393.64, 279 nucleotides. RefSeq lists its product as uncharacterized. The transcript has a single exon. The record is from RefSeq and is a predicted model, not a curated record. Lineage: Eukaryota; Fungi; Ascomycota; Eurotiomycetes; Eurotiales; Trichocomaceae. The annotation marks the transcript as partial.
GAGCACCAACCCACACGAGCCGCAGACAGUCUCGUGGGAGUCGGGAAACUCGAGGUUCGGGGGAACCUCCUUGCAUUCAGGGCAGAUGAGAUGGGCCGAGAGGUUCUUCCUCCACGUCGAGGGCCCUUCCCUCACUCCAGGAGUUGCGGUCGCCAUGGUUGCAGCGUCGAGUUGAUCAAUAUGGAUCGUGAAAAACCUGUCGCUUCUCUAAGUCCUCGCGGGCAAAAAGGUGCUCGAAAACCUCGACAGAAGGGAGUGGCAAAUGUCAGGCUGCAGUGA